AUGGAUCUUUUGAAAGACGCUGCUAAAAACUUGAAUCUCUAUGAGGUCAAAGCGUACGUGCGUAAAGCACAGAAUGUUGCAAUGAAUUACACCGAAAUAGAAUCAAAAGUUAGGGAGGCUACAAAUAAUGAGCCAUGGGGUGCACCUACAACUUUGAUGGCACAAAUUGCUUCAGCAACCUACAAUUAUAGAGAGAGAGAAGAAAUUUUGGCAUUUAUUUUCCGUAGAUUUACCGAAAAAGCUGCUAAUGAAUGGAGACAAAUUUACAAGUCAUUACAAUUGUUGGACUACUUGAUCAAAAACGGAAGUGAAAGAAUUAUCGAUGAUGUUAGAUCAAAUCUCUCAUUGAUUCAAAUGUUGAAAUCUUUCCAUUACAUUGAUUCCAAAGGCAGGGAUCAAGGUAUCAAUGUUAGAAAUAGAUCAAAGAAUUUGAUUAACUUGUUGAAUGAUGAUGCGCUAAUCAGGAGUGAACGGAAAAAAGCCAGGGCAAAUCAGAAAAAGUUUGGAGGAGUUUCAUCUGCCGCAUUUGGUGGUGCUUCAUCAAUUGGAACUGGCUAUGGUGGAUCGUCUUCCACUUUCGCUGACGUAGACGAUGAUGAAUUCACUAAUAGAGUGUAUGGGGAUGGUGGGGUCUAUGGUGAGAGGUACGACGACCCUGCUUCGGCUUACCAAAAUGGGGCAACAGGAACUGGCGGAGAUCAAUUCGAGGAAUAUGAUGUUCAACCAACCACAAAGACAGCGGUAUCAAAAGCAACCACCAAAGCCUCGAGGGUAAAUGCAAAUGCAGCAGCAAAGUCUAAACCACAGCCUAAGGAACCUGAGAAUGAUCUUUUAGGUGAUUUGUUGGGACUUGACGAUGCUCCAAGGCAAGCAGCAUCUAGUAGUGCCGGUGCUGAUGACGAUGAUGAUGAUUUUGACGAUUUCCAAGCAGCUCCUUCACAACCUCAGAAGCGAAACAAUUUGACAACCAACUUAUCCGGUUUAUAUUACCCACAACAACAACAAACACAAUCUAUUCCACAAUUUCAGCAAUUUCCAUCACAACAAAAUGUAUUUUCUGGAAGCACGGGAGUCUCGUCAUCAAAUACUGGCGCUUCAUCUACAGGACCUGCAAAGACAUCCAACAACGAUGCUUUUUCAUCCUUGUUCCUGUCUGCAAAGACCAAAACAGGUGGACAUAAGUCAAGUGGUUCCCAAUCAAAGCUGACUGCAACGUCUUUUUCUACAACUACUUCCGCGCCAACCGCUUCACAAAAUGAUGAUCUUUUUGGUGACUUUAGUUCAAACAACCAGUCCAAACCCGCAACCAAUUCAAACACUAACAACAACAAUGGAGGGGAUGUAGAUUUGUUGAGUUUUUAG
Messenger RNA from Lodderomyces orthopsilosis Co 90-125, 1362 nucleotides. RefSeq names its product Ent3p (gene ENT3). The coding region runs from base 1 to 1362 and encodes 453 amino acids. Gene Ontology annotation, molecular function: clathrin binding; phospholipid binding. The record is from RefSeq and is a predicted model, not a curated record. Lineage: Eukaryota; Fungi; Ascomycota; Pichiomycetes; Serinales; Debaryomycetaceae. Gene Ontology annotation, biological process: endocytosis; Golgi to endosome transport. The transcript has 2 exons. Gene Ontology annotation, cellular component: clathrin vesicle coat; endosome; plasma membrane.